This is a messenger RNA of Lolium rigidum, 780 nucleotides long. RefSeq lists its product as uncharacterized. The transcript is spliced from 2 exons. The record is from RefSeq and is a predicted model, not a curated record. Lineage: Eukaryota; Viridiplantae; Streptophyta; Magnoliopsida; Poales; Poaceae. The coding region runs from base 195 to 581 and encodes 128 amino acids.
AUCUUAUUGCUUCCCCAAAUCUUCUCUGAAGUCUCUGAAACUACCCCAAAUUCUAAAAUUGGACGCCAAUUCGUUGUACAGUAGGAUCUAUCAAAUCUGCAAAUUGGAAUCACAAGGCCACCGCUCCAUCCACUGCCCUCUGGUUGGAUUUCGAGUACCAGCUCUUCGCUUACGCGGUUGCGCCGGCGCUGCGCAUGGCCGCGCCGCUCGCGCCUGUGCUGCCGCUCCAGGCACCCAGCCGGGCAUGCCCCGCCUCCCGGACCCUCCCGCGCCGCCACCUCCGUCCGUCGGUGUCCUUCACCGCAGCGGCCGUCCCAGGAGGCGUGAGCGGACCCGUGCUCCGCACCUGCAAGAAUUGCAAGAAGCAGUACGACCCGGCCGCAAAUCACCCAUCAUCCUGCCGCCACCACACGGCACACUUUGGAGGAGAAACAAAGAGAAAAUUCGAAAGCGUCCAUGUCGGUGGGACCAUGGAUACUCCGGGUGCAGGCAAAGUGCUCCAGUACUGGCAUUGUUGUGGGUCAGAAAAUCCAUUUGAUGUUGGUUGUACUGCUGCUCCUCACUCUUCAUACGAUGAUUGAAUACCAGGCUCUUAUGUGUCCACUGCGCUCUUGCUAUUCAGCUAUUGUUUUAGUUACAUGAAUAGCUUUCUACAUAUUGCUUAUUUUGCAUUUAUGUCUGAAUGGCAGGAGCGGCCAACAUAAUUUCCUUUCUAGCUUCUUAUAUUAUGUGUAUUUGAAUGUUCUAUCUAUGAAUGAGUCUAUCUACUUUUCUAAGAAA